AUGACCCAACAGGCCGCUGUAGAGCCGCCGAAAGAGCGAUAUAUCCCCAAUGGACUCAAAUUUGCUUUUGGGGGUCUUGCCGGUAUGGCAGCAACAUGUGUAGUACAACCAUUAGAUUUAAUUAAAACCCGCAUGCAGUUAAGCGGGGGUGGUAGAACCUCAUUUGCUGUGGCUGGUGAAAUAGUUGCUAGAGAAGGCUUUGUUUCUUUAUAUACUGGGCUAUCUGCAGGACUACUAAGACAAGCAACAUACACAACUACACGUCUUGGGAUAUAUAAUUUGUUAUUUGAUGCAUAUAAAGAGCGUAACGCAGGAGCUGCACCUGGCUUUGCAACGAAAACGUUUCUGGGCGUCACUGCCGGUUCUAUAGGAGCUUUCGUCGGCACGCCCGCUGAGGUAGCUCUCAUCCGUAUGACCGCUGAUGGUAGAUUACCGAAGGAGCAACGAAGAAAUUAUAAAAACGUUUUAGAUGCACUUUUAAGGAUAGUUCGUGAAGAGGGUGUUUUGAAACUAUGGCGUGGAGCCACGCCCACUGUGGGGCGCGCCAUGGUCGUCAAUGCCGCACAGCUCAGUACUUACUCGCAGGCGAGGGAAGUGUUUGUGGCAUACGUUCCUGACGGUAUAUUCCUGCACUUCUGCGCCUCCAUGGUGUCUGGUCUGGUCACCACCAUCGCUUCUAUGCCUGUCGAUAUCAUAAAGACUCGAAUACAAAACGCAGCCAAAGGCCAAUCCCAAUUGACAAAUGAACGCUGCCUACUUCAAAUAUAUGUAAAAGGUGAUCGUGGAUAUGAAUGUUGUGAAAUGGUCAAGAUAGAUACA
This is a messenger RNA of Brenthis ino (lesser marbled fritillary), 819 nucleotides long. NCBI's taxonomy places the organism in Eukaryota, Metazoa, Arthropoda, Insecta, Lepidoptera, Nymphalidae. The record is from the annotation of a GenBank genome assembly.